Salvia hispanica is the source of this 1106-nucleotide messenger RNA. The record is from RefSeq and is a predicted model, not a curated record. Lineage: Eukaryota; Viridiplantae; Streptophyta; Magnoliopsida; Lamiales; Lamiaceae.
AAUGGAUUUAUAUAUAUACGCAAAGUGGUUUGGUAGAUGAGCAAACUUUCUUUCUUUCUUCUCGCACAGACACACAUAGGUCCAUCGAUCUUGAUCGCCAUUCAAUGAGAAUGCGAGACCGUAAAGCCGCCCCAGAUUGCUCUGUUUCGUCAUCAUCGUCUUCAUCCAUCACCGCCGCUCAUUCAUUUGCUUCUUCCCAAGAUUCCUCCAACUCUUGUCAAUCUCAUCCGGUAUUACCGCGCUGCCGCGGCCUCGAUUUGCUGGUCAAAGCGAUCCACCAAGUAGAUGCUGGAUCGGUUGUCGGCGUGCCUUACAUCCAGCGCCGCGUCUCCAUUAGGAGGAGGAGGAGGACCGGUAGGAUUGAAUUCGACGCCUUCGUCUUCGGCAGGAAAGGGAAAGGGAAAGGGGGCGGGAUUAAGAAGACAGUUAGCAGCAAUAAGAAGGCGGCCAAGGGGAAAAUGAGAUCUGAUGAAAUAGGCUUUUUGAUUCAUAGUUGGAGUUCUGGUUGUGUUGAAGAAGUACUACUUCUCUAUGAAAUGCUGUGAAGGUGUAUGAAACAUCAAAAUGAAAUUAUUUUGAUUUAUCAUUGUCUGGCAACAUCAAAUAGGCGUCAGAGCUUGAGCCGGUGUUGCGCACCUGAAACGCGAUGUCAGAAUUGAACAACGAAUAAGCCUCAAAAUCAGUUGAGAUUCCACAGCUCUACCACGUACCAGUCAGUGUUUAGCUCAUCCGAUCAAGCAUAGAUUUGGAGUCGAAAUUUGAUGUACUAGAUCCUAGUUUGUUAUUAACCAAGUGUGAUCUAUAUCUUACAAGAUGGUCCAUUAAAACAAUCAGAUUAUUGGAUGGAACAAUUUCAGAAAUCAGAAUAUUGGAUCAAGAGGACAAAACUAUUGGCACAUAUGACACUCUAGCUAGGUCAGGGUGUAGUGCACACACAAGCAUUUUUAUUAAUCGAGAUAAUAUAAGAAAAUUUUUGGAUGUCAUAAAAAUGCUCCCAACAUGUAUAAAAGUUGUAAACUUCUUCAGCAUGUUAGAUCAUCUCCAAUCAUACACCAAAAAUGAGUUUUGGUGUAGAAAUCUUCUCCAAUCAUACACUAAACUUAAAC